Ipomoea nil (Japanese morning glory) is the source of this 1812-nucleotide messenger RNA. Its product is annotated as protein FAR1-RELATED SEQUENCE 7-like. The record is from RefSeq and is a predicted model, not a curated record. The transcript has 6 exons. Gene Ontology annotation, biological process: regulation of DNA-templated transcription. Bases 1 to 1812 code for a protein of 603 amino acids. Lineage: Eukaryota; Viridiplantae; Streptophyta; Magnoliopsida; Solanales; Convolvulaceae.
AUGUUGAUGGAUCUUCAUCAAUUCCAGGAAUUAUAUGUUAAUGGAAAUGGUUAUUAUUGUGUUAUAUUUGCAGUUGAUCAAGAUUUGGUUGGUUUGGUAGUAAGUAAUGCUGAUGAGGCUUUUGAGGUGUAUAACAGUUAUGCAUAUAGACUUCGUUUUAGUGUGAGGAAGGGUCAUCAACGAUACAAGGGAUCUUCGAACACAAUUCAAAUGAAGAAAUUUUGUUGUUCUAAGGCUAGUUAUAAAGCUAACAGUGGGGUUAAGGCUUAUUCCAAAAUUGACACAAGGAUAGGGUGUAGAACGUUUGUUCAAUUUGACGUGGGUGAUGAUGGGUUGUGGACAGUUACAAAACACGAGAAAGUGCACAAUCACGAGUUAUGUGUGUUCAACAAGAGUCAUCUACUUCGUUCACAUAGGAGUGUCGGAGAUAAUCAGCUCUUAUAUUUACAAGGUUUGAAGGACAGUGGUGUUGCAUUGGCAGAUGGUAUUAGGUUCCUAAAACACCAAUCAGGGGGGUCCCCUUUAGUUGGUUUCACCAGUAGAGAUGCUUAUAAUUCAAUGGCUGCGGAUACUGUCAAGAGGAGGCAGUCUACCGAGACUGAUUUUUUCUUUGAUUUUGAACUUGAUUUGGAUGCAAGGUUGUGCAGUUUUUUUUGGAGGGAUGGUCAAAUGAGACGAGAUUACGAGGUGUUUGGGGACUUGUUAGUGCAUGAUACGACAUAUCGCACAAACAAAUACGAUAUGAUUUGUGGCCCUUUCGUAGGGAUGAAUCACCAUUGCAUGAAUGUAAUGUUUGGAUGCGGGUUUUUGAUGAACGAGUGGAUAGAAUCGUUUGUGUGGUUGUUUAAAGCGUUUUCAAGAUCAAUGCGUGGCAAGUCUCCGCAGACUAUUAUGACAGAUCAAUGUGCAGCUAUGGCUGCUGCUAUAUCUAAAGUGUUCCAACAUCACGUCAUCGUCUUUGCAUAUGGCAUAUCGAGACUGAAGCUGAAUUUCAAUUCUAUUGGACAAGAAAAGCUAUAUGAUUGUAGGGAGAAGUGGUGUCCAGCAUUUAACAAGGACUAUUUUUCUGGGGGCAUUCUAUCAUCACAAAGGAGUGAAACUACAAAUCAUUCGAUUUCUAGAAGGUUGUCCAAGACAGCGGGUCUUUGUGAUUUCUAUUCAUCGUUUGUAAGCGUAAUUUCUGAAUGGAGAAGUAAAGAGAACGGUGAAGACUUUCGGUGUGCUCAAGGGGUACCCGCUAUGAUGAUGGAGCAUGUGAAACUUCUUUCACAUGCUAGAGAGGUAUACACGAUUGAGAUAUAUUUUCUGUUUGAGGAACAAUUCAUGAAAGGCAGUGCGUGUCAUCAAGAGAUGGUGUUGAAUGAUGGCCGUCAACAGAAGUAUCAUGUGUGGCGGCCAGAUAUAGAUAUUAUAAGUAUUCCCGACAAAUAUAUACUUAAAAGAUGGACUAAAAAGGUUAUUGAUGGUAGGAAUGUCAACAUUGAUUCUAUGGUUUAUAAUGUCGGUGUUCCUCCAUCAAUUUGGGUGUUCGAUAUUAGUAGAAAAUUUCAAAGAUUAGUUGUGUCUAGUCAAGAUAGCAGCGUAGCUAGGAAACUGUGUGACGAGGCUGUUGAUGAUGUAAAGAAAAAGGUUGAAGCCGAGGUUGGGCAUGUGCAUAUUGAAGAGUGUGGUGUUUCAUCUUCAAGUGGUGGUGUUCAAAAUCCUUCAAGCCGGAGAUUGAAAGGUGAGCGUAACAAAAGGAGGAGUGGUGUUAUUGAAAAGAAGUACAGUCUUGCAAGGGGAGAAGGAGUGCUGCAAAUAAAGCUGCAUUGA